Drosophila innubila is the source of this 2372-nucleotide messenger RNA. RefSeq lists its product as uncharacterized. Bases 1 to 2283 code for a protein of 760 amino acids. The transcript has 6 exons. Lineage: Eukaryota; Metazoa; Arthropoda; Insecta; Diptera; Drosophilidae. The record is from RefSeq and is a predicted model, not a curated record.
AUGCCGUCACGUCGCAGCGGUGGUGUUGGCACCACACGACGCAAGCACUCGGUGGGGAAUCUGAGGAGGGCGCAUCCGGCAUCGGGUGCCACGUGGAAUGUGCAGGUGGUGCGUGGCAAGAUGUCCUCCAAGUGCUUGUGGCACGCCUGUCGCGCCCUGAUCCUCGGCCUCACCUUGAUGCUGGUGGGUGCGGGCAUGGCCACCCUGGGCUACUACGCGGAUCAUCUGUCGAUGGGCUCCGAGUUGCGGGGAAAUGUCACGGUGCGGGUGAAGAACGACCUCAAGGGUUUCCACCUGAACAACUUCUCUUAUGUGGGACCCAUUGUCAUGGGCUUCGGUGGCUUUAUUGUGGUCGCCUCCUGUGUGAUGACCUUCGAGGCACGAGACUCGGCCGCCAAAGUGGUACCUGCUCGUCUUCGUGCCGGCGGUGGCAGCUGCAACAAAUCAUCGGCUCGACACGGCAGCAAUCAAGGCAGCUCCGCCUCCCAAAGGCGUGGCAUGGGUGCACAGUAUCAGUCUACGCGUUGGGAUCAACACUUUGGCGUCUUUCGCUCCUCACCUGGCGAUGCACAUCAGCAGCUGCAGGCGGUGACAGGUGCAACAGGUGAACAGCAACUGCAGCAACAACAACCCUUCGAUCGGGAAGCCCUCACCGCGGAGCUCAUCAAGUUCUCCAGGUCACUCAGCGCAUCUACACGCUUCUCGCCACAGUCACAGCUGCGUCGUCCAACACUGUCCACUGUCCAACACUACACCGGUUCGGUGCCCAACUUGUCCACCAUCCCAACAAAUUUCAAUUCCAAUUCCAAUUCAUCUGAAUGCAACAACGACAUUAAUCCAUGCAAUCUGUUCUCGUCGCACCUUAACAAUAACAACACAACGCUGGAAUUACAACAACAACAACUGUGCUGCAAACGUCAUCAUCAUCAUCGACAUCAUCAUCAUCAUCAUCAACAUCAUCAACACUCUCAUCAUCCACACAAACAACGCAAACAACAACAAUUAUUUUUGUCGAGCAGUAGCGUUCGUCGCGUUCGCAACACAGCUGUGGCACGACCUGGAGGAGGCGGAGGAACUGCGCAUGGAGGUGGCGGUGGUACCACCUCUCGGGGUGCAUCCAAUACACGCAUCAUUAGCAACUCCUCCAGUUUAAUACAGCGUGCCACACGUGAAUAUGCCACCUGCACCUUGUUGCAACCGCCGUCAGCGGCCGCGAGUCGCGUUUAUUGGCACGCCUCAUCCUUUGACGCCGGCAUGGGCGGCAAUUUGAGCGGGGGCGUGGCACACAGUGGCAGCGAGAAACGCGCCGAGCGCAACAAACGCUCCGACACGGCAAAGCGGCACGUGCUCGCACGUCAGCGUCCCAUCGAGCAGGAGGAGGCGGCUCGGGAUCGAGAGAGAGAUCGGGAGAGAGAUAGAGAUCGGGAGCGAGAACGUUGCAGUCCGCUGGGGCAUAGGCGAAACUCGACAAUGUCGGACUCGUCGUAUAGCGGCCGCUGGACGGCGCGUUGUGCCUCGGUGGCGAGUCGCACCUCGAGCAUUGAUUCGCGGCGGGUGCAGGUGGAUCUGCACAGUCCGGAAGUGAUGCCCAAGUCAAUAUUACGCUCACCCAAACGCUACAGUUCCGGUCCCUCGGCAACGCCAUCCGUUGAGAAGGAGUUCCGCAGCCAAUUGUCGGUGUGCUCGGAGCCGCCACCGCCAAUGCGUCAAUUGUCGGGACAGUCGAGCAUGGAGCCGGCUGUGCCGGAGGAGAGCAUCGAAAUAAUCGAUGAGCGUCACGUCAACGCCGAGUGCAACGUCUCCUACACUGAGAUAACGCAACUGGAGCACCACAAAAGCAACCUGCCACCAAAGAAACCACGUCCUGACUUCUUGCCACUCGGCAGUAGUGCAGAUCAACCUCAAUUGACACAAAAUCAGCUCUAUAGAAGCAACAGUUCCAGACAGUUCUACAGACCCAAGCCGGGCAUAGCCAAUGAAAGGGAUGACUCCGUGUUCUAUAUACGCUCCUUGGAGCGAGGUGCCAGCUCCACAAGUGGCGAUGAUCACAUGUACGACUCCUUGAGGGUCAUCAAUGAACGACGCUCCACUUUGCUCAAAGCGGAUUCUCAGAGUUCUCUUGGAUCUGCCGAGCGUAAGUUGAGCAGUUUUUCACUCAAAAUGCCGGAUAUAACGGAGCGAGAGAAUUCUAUAGACAUAGAGGAUCCUCCCAGAACGGAGACAGCAACUAAUGCAAAAAAACAGGAGGAAGAAGUAAGAGAAGUAGUAAAAGAAGAAGUUUAAAUACCCUGUAGAUAAUACAAGUGUAUGGAAUAUUUAGUAACCAAAUGCCAACGACAGUUACUUUAAAACAGAUCGAUAAGCUUAAUUGC